GUUGCCCCUCAAGAAAAUCAGGAGCUACUAGCACGGGCAGCGCAAUGGAAUUGCCAUUGGUAAUGGACCAACCGUAAUUCUUACGGCCAGGAACGAAGCAUUCGCUGGCGCAUAGGAGAAGCUGCGCAGCUUCUUCUGAGACAGCUCAGGCAAUUGUCAUGUACUGAGGGGCCACAUGGAAACACUGCUGUCCGCUACCUGACUGAGUUCCUUGAUUAGUGUCCAGAUGUUGAACAGCAUUCAGACGGUUAGUCACCAUCUGUCUUCGAACUAGUGCCUUGUAAGUGGUCCAGCGUCAAGGUAGUGUUGAGGUUUCAGCGACUGCUGAUGUCCCAUACCUUUUUGGGGUGCAAAAUUCCUUCUAGUCUACCACACUCGGGGAGAGGGCCGCUCAUCCAAAAGAUCACUCUAGUUGUACCGGAGGAGGGAGGAAGGGUUUCAAGAUGUAUAGGAAGCGCACAGCACCAGAUGCCUCUCCAGAAGCAGUGAAACAGAUGACCGAAGCACGCAGGGAGAGAUCUCCCGAGAAGAGAGCGAUCCCUCCACUGAGGGCGUCCAUGAGGAUGCACUCAAAGAGUCGAGGUGCGAUGAUGGUUGAGGCUGCCAAGAAAAACAAAGAUGCUCAGAAGAGUCCGGUCCGGUCCACAAAAAGCUCAUUGCCUCUAGUCCCCUCCACGCCGCAGAAACGGAAGGACCCCCGGCCGUCGCAAUUGAUUCAAUACGGAAAGGAAAAGCCGGACAACAACUUGGACGCCCUGUUCAAGCGGAGGAAGGAGCAGCAGCAGAGCAUCUCAGGUUUCCGAGGGAUGGAGAACCUCGGCAACACCUGCUACAUGAACGCAGUCCUGCAGGUCCUCACGAGCCUCGACACCUUUGCAUCAGACAUGCAGAACAAGCAGCUGCUGGAUGCGAGCAUGCCAGAGGACGGAGUCUACAAGGCUUUGUUGCAGGUCACCAAGGAGAAGAAGCUGACAGGCAUGAGCCGGGGCAUCAAUCCUGUGGCGCUGAAGAGAUCAGUCGCCAAGAACUCGUCGAGGUUUGAGGGGGCGAGACAGCAGGAUGCGCAUGAGUUCCUGUGCAACCUGCUGGACCAAGUCCAAGAAGAGGUGUUCCACCACUACGAGAAGAAGCUGCUCCCACAGGAUUCGUCCAAGUUGCAGCUUCAGGACACUCGGUGCCCAACCUCUCUCAACUUCAGUUGCAUCGUGGAGCAUGAGCUCGUGUGCGACAGCUGCGGCGAGUCGUCAGAAGUGCGGGAGCUGUUUCGCCACCUGUCGCUCGACAUCCCAGAGCGGAAGCCAGGGGAGGCGAACGGGCCCCCAAACCUACAAGAGCUGCUCGAGCUCUACUUCAAGGACGAGCCUUUGGAGAAGACCUGCGAGAAGUGCGGCUGCCUGACGUGUACAGUCAAGCAUCGCGUCCGGAGGCUGCCACGUGUCCUAGUGCUGCACAUGAAGCGGUUCUGCGUCAAGAUCGACGGGCCCGUGCAGCGCUACGUCAAGCGGCAGGAUCCCGUCCGCAUCGAGCCCCUACUGAACCUGAGGCCUGUCUGUUGCCCCCUCACCAAAGGCCCCAUCCCGUUCGGCGACCAAGCGCGCCCUAGCCCCUCCCAAAACAAGGCCCCCAAGACGCCGCAGAGCCCCCGCCGGACCCUCGCCGACGUCAGCAACACGUGGCAGGCCGCCGCGGGGGAGUCGCCAGCCAAGUCUGCACGGCGCGCAAGCAUCUCUGCCUCGAGCGGCGCCUUUUUGGGGCCCGAAGCUGUGGGGCGCAUCCGGGGGGGAUUUUCCGUGGCGUCGGACGGCAGUUCCGGCAGCGGAAUCCGGGAAGGAAGUGAUGUGGACUCUGGAGAGACCAGCGGCGAACGGAACGAGGGCAGUGACGUGCGUAUGGACGAAGCGAAUGCGGAGGGGGAUGCGUGCCCGGAGGAAGACACCGCGAGCAGCAUGGAGGGGGUGGAACAAGAACCGCGGCGGUGUUUCUCUCACGCUGAGCUGGCAAGCAUCGAGCCGCAGAGGCUGCGGGGCGGCGGCGCGGAGCCGGACUCGGACCCGUACGCGCUGGAACCGACGGCGUCCGAACUCUUGGAGCAGUCGAUGUCCGAAGCGCUGGAGCGGACGAUGAGAGACCGGGCCGCCGAGAUGGAGGCGGUGAACAGCGGCCGGAUCGCAGAGCGGAAGAGGGCGUCCGCGGAAGCGGGGCUGUCCGCACGGAAACCGGACAGCAUCUACACGCGCGCCAGUCCGUACGAGACGUCCGACAACCCGUACGAGGCGUACAAGAACCUGCCCCCCGGGGCGCGGUUUGGCACGGCGACGGCCUUGAAGGUCGCCGAGCGGAGUCAGACGCCGGGGACUCAGACGCCGAGGCUUUCGGCGACCGCGGGGAAGCGCGGGGAACCGGUGAUCCGGAAGCCGGGGAAGAGCAUCAGCACGGUGAAGAAUCUGUUCAAGUCGGCGGGCGAGAAGCGGGAGGAAGAGGCGGCGAUGCUGUUCUCCCCGGGCAGCAAGAGGCCGAAGACCCGGGCGGAACGAGCGGAGUCGCGGAUCGCGUCGGUGGUCGACUUGGAACCGGACGAGGACGCUGAGCUGGCGCGCGUGCUCGCGGAGAGCGAGAAGGAGUUUGCGGCGCAGCGGGGCGGCGACGCGGGCCAGGCGGGGGCCGACGUCAGCAGGGAGCAGGAGCAGCUUGACCGCGCGAUUGCGCUGAGCCUGCAAGAAGCUGCAGCCGCCAUCGAGCGCGAGGACGUCCCCACGCCCGCCCCCGGCCUCGACCGCGCCGCGCCCUCGUCCCCCACCGUCGAGAUUGCUGACGACGCCAUGUCGGGGCCGGAACCCCCCGAGCCGUUUAGCACUGCGUACCGUUUGCAUGGCAUCAUCAGCCAUCUGGGCACUUUAGCCUCGAGCGGGCACUUCAUUGCAGACGUGUACGAUACGGCGAGCGAGCAGUGGGUCCGACACGAUGACUCGGUGGUCACAGUGGUCUCUCGGUCGACCGUUUUGAACGAGAAACGGGAAGUUGAUGGAUACAUGUUCUUCUAUGUUCAUGAACCCCUAGUCAAGCAGCAGAAACUGGGUUAUCAACAAGCAAGAGAUAGUAGCAAACUGAAGCUCGAGGGCAGGUUUUAGCAGAUCUUUUUUUUCAUAUGAGGCAGGCGCUUCAAUACUCGUACCAUUGGAAAGUCAAAGGCGUCGAUCUUGUCAAAAAUUCUUCUGAAAGGGCCUUGAAUCGAACCCAUUGGGGACGACUUGCGGUAUCCCAACAUGUCCAGGUGGACCUUGGAUCCGGAUUCUUCUAUCAAAACAUGAUUCUUGUGCACACGUUGAAUCAUAAGCUAUCCGGUGCAAUUCAGUAGGAUUUUCAAAACACAUUGACCAUGUUUACCACUGACCGAAUCAUGGUUUGUCGAAGUUGAC
This is a messenger RNA of Klebsormidium nitens, 3416 nucleotides long. The record is from the annotation of a GenBank genome assembly. Lineage: Eukaryota; Viridiplantae; Streptophyta; Klebsormidiophyceae; Klebsormidiales; Klebsormidiaceae.